UCGCCCUACUACAAAAGCUGCAGCGUGCAAGAACGAACGAAACAGGGUUCUCACACUUCUACGCCAUUUUCUCGAUCGUUUUCUAUAUCGUUUCUCUUUCCCUCAAACUUUCUCAAUCCCUAAUCCGCCGCUAUCCAUUCUUUCCAGAUCGUCAUUCGUCAGAGGAUCUCUCUGCCAUCAUCUAACUGAUCUAUUCCUCCGUCUGUGGAAUCCCUAUAAAAUUUAUUGGUACGAUUUGGGCCGAAUAGAUGCCAGUUGCAAAACUUACUGCCUCAGGUAUUCCCAAUUUUAUGAAACCAGAAGAUGGAAAUGAUUCUUUGGAUAUGUUAAUCAGACAAGCAAUUGGAAAAGAAUCUUUCCUUUCCUACCCUAGGGCUGGUGACAGGCCAGCACAGUGGAUUCAAUUGUUUCAUGCUUUAGAACAGCAGCAAGAAAUUCCAGGGUGGCCUGUGUUUUCUCCUGCGAAGGUUCAGAUACAUAAGUGUGACAAGUGUACCAAAGAGUUUUGCUCACCAAUUAAUUAUAGAAGACAUAAGCGUGUACACCAUCGGUUGAAAAAGCUUGAUAAGGACUCUAAGAAAAAUAGGGAGUUUUUAGAGGCAUAUUGGGAUAAGCUCUCUGUAGAAGAGGCUAAGGAAGUUGUGUCAUUUAAGAAUGUAAUGCUGGAGGAGGUUCCAGGGUCUUCAGUUUUACAAGCUCUCUCAACUCUUAGAACACAACAAGGAUUCUAUUCUUUUCCACAUGGUUACCUCAGAGCUGGUUUUGCCCUUUUGGAUAUUGUUCAAUCCAGGCCUUCUAGUUUCCCUAUAUCUUCACAGAAGCUGUUCGAUAUUCUUGAUGAUUCCAGUGAAAAAACAUUUUUGUGUGGAACAGCAGUGUCAAUGCAAAGACAUGUUUUUGAUGGAGAGGCUGGAAAGAUUGGUCUCGAACCGAAAAACCUAGUUGCUUGCACAAGUUUCUUGCUAGAGCAGAAAUUGGUAAAGGCAUGGCUCGCCGACAAGGACGCUGAAGCAUUGAGAUGCCAGAAGCUGCUGGUGGAGGAGGAGGAAGCUGCUCAGAGAAGACAAGCCGAGAUUUUGGAGAGAAAACGCCAGAAAAAGCUUAGGCAGAAAGAACAGAAGGCGCGAGGCCGACCUGAAAAUGACACAGAAAUUAAAAAGAGCAUUAGCAGCACAGAAGAGAAUGUAUCACCAGAGGAAGCAUCUUUGGCUGUAUGUGACUUUGAAGCAUAUAGAGCAGAUGUAGUUGCCGAUCAUGCUUCACCCCUUGUAACUUAUCACUGCCCAGACACCAAUGAAUGUGUUGACGUGGAUACAAAGUCAGGAUUUCAUUGUGACACUGAUCAGAAUGUGGAGCAGUGGACAUCACAAAGGGAUGCACAACCAGGUUAUGAUUGCGACACUGAUCGGAAUUUAGAGAGACAGACAUCACAGAGACAUAAUCCUAGGCGGACAGCGGCUGCUAGACGGCAAGGGCUGCCUAAGUCACAACGUACUAUUGCCAAUGGUUUGUAUGCAAGCCAGAACUCUCAAAAGUCAAAGUUUGGAGUCAUUCCAAAAUAUGGAACCAACCGUGAUCAGAGGGCAGCUCCUAUAGUUAACGGUGGUAAAGUUUGGAGCCGGAAGCCUAAACCAGAAACAGAUGCAGGGGUUAUGAAAGCUAGGCUGCAUAAAGAACCCGACAAAAUUAAGAAUCAUGAGGUUUUGAUAGGAUCUGUAUCUGUUACACUGGCCAAUUGCAGCCAAUCAGAGGGUAAUCCUGUCACAUCUCAAGCGGACAUCAUAGUAGAGAAUUUGGCUGACCAAAAUAUUGCUCAGGAGAAGCCAAUUAAACCUGACUCCUUUCAGGGAGGCAACAACCGAUCAAGAGUUAAGCUUUGGAGACCGGUUAGCCUGCACGGAACUAAAAAUCCGCUGCCACUUCAAAGUGUUGAGACAGAAAUUGAUGGAAAAGAUGAUCAAAGUAGUUUAAGGUCGUGUAAUAUAGAUGGAGGUGAUAUUAGUUCUGGCAACAAAUCUAAUGUUGGGGAUAAAGCAGAUAUAGAAAACGUUCAGUUUUCCAGUCAUGCUGCAAAAGCCUUUCUCUCAGAAAGGUGGAAAGAAGCAAUUUCAUCACCUCACGUGGAGUUGGUUAUUUCACCUGAUUCCGAACUUCCUGGAUUACAGGCGAUCAUGGAAUGUGAGCCAGCACCGUGUCGAUCUUCUAAUUCGGAUAAAUGCAAUGUUCUUGCAAAUACAGAAAACUGGUUGCCUGCAACCUCUGGAGUUGCUAAAUCGAAAUCCAGAAUCAAGUCGGAGAAGGGAAUCAAAAUAAAGUACAUUCCAAAACUAAAGGCUGCAUCAUAAAUAGAAAAAACAAAGAAAAUAGUGGAUUUAAAAAAAAUAUAUUUGACAGAUAUGCUCAAUUUGAUUUCUCGCCAAUUAAAUUAUCAGUAGAGGUUCCAAUUAAGUUGAAAGUAGGUUUUGCUGGAAAGUAUUUUUGUGAUCCGUCCAUUUCCUUUUAAUCGGGAUCUUGAAUUAGGUUCAUUUUUUUUUCUCAUGGCAUUUUUUACCAAAAUUUUGUGUAAUAAAUUUGUCCUGUUAUUAUAAAAGAGUGUCAUUUUUUAUGGACAA
Messenger RNA from Lathyrus oleraceus (garden pea), 2612 nucleotides. RefSeq lists its product as uncharacterized. The record is from RefSeq and is a predicted model, not a curated record. Lineage: Eukaryota; Viridiplantae; Streptophyta; Magnoliopsida; Fabales; Fabaceae. Bases 249 to 2345 code for a protein of 698 amino acids. The transcript is spliced from 10 exons.